Molecule: messenger RNA, 2351 nt
Organism: Durio zibethinus
Lineage: Eukaryota; Viridiplantae; Streptophyta; Magnoliopsida; Malvales; Malvaceae
Product: Tetratricopeptide repeat (TPR)-like superfamily protein
Molecular function (GO): protein binding
Source: RefSeq, a predicted model, not a curated record
UUUGCUUUGCAUUUCCAAUUCUGCAUUCUCUACCUUGACGCUGUUGCCCUUGCUAAUAAAAACUAAACAGAGAAAGACACUUUUAAGGGUUUUUGCAAGGGUUUAACAAAAGCUAAGAAAUAAAGCCUAACGCCAAAACUGGCCAAACUCCACUCAAAACUUCUCAAUUUCAGCAUGAGAAAGGCUUCAGUUUCUCUUCUUUCGAACUUCUGCCGCCAAAGGUUCAGGACAAUUGCCCCUGUCUCCAGAAGUUAUGUUUCUGAUAAUUCUCCGUUAUCAUCGUCUUCUUCUUCUUUUUCUUCUUGUUCACCGCUUCACUCAACUGGCCGUCGCCUCCAAUCCUGUGCCAAAACCCAUGGCUUAGUCUUCAAAACCCAUCAAUUCCAAAAAAACCCAUCUUGUAAUCUCGAUACCCUUGUGGAAAAACCAACCCAAUUGUCCUCUAGGCAGAGAAAACUGAGAGAAAAAUCCGAUCUUGAGGAAGCUUUUGAGUCUGCUAAAACCGCUGAAGAAAUGCUCAGAGCAUUUAAAGAUAUGGAAGCUUGUUUUGAUGAGAGAGAGCUGGGGUUAGCUUCAUUGAAAGUUGGACUCAAACUUGACCAAGAAAGUGAAGACCCUGAAAAAGCUCUAUCUUUUGCUGACAAAGCAUUGAAAGCAUUGGAUCAAGAUGGUAAACCUUCUUUACUUGUAGCCAUGGCUUUACAAUUGAUGGGUUCUGUUAAUUAUGGUUUAAAAAGGUUUAAUGAUAGUUUAGGCUAUCUUAAUAGGUCUAAUAGGUUGCUUGGUAGGUUAGAGGAAGAGGGUGUUGCUAGUGUUGAGGAUAUCAGGCCAGUGCUGCAUGCGGUGCAGCUUGAGUUGGGGAAUGUGAAGACUGCUAUGGGUAGGAGAGAGGAGGCUCUUGAGAAUCUUAAGAAGGCUUUGGAAAUUAAGGAGAUGACUUUGGAGAAGGAUAGUAAGGAAUUGGGGGUGGCAUAUAGGGAUUUGGCUGAAGCUUAUGUCUCUGUUCUAAACUUUAAGGAGGCCCUGCCUUUUGGUUUAAAGGCGUUGGAGAUUCAUAGGAAGGAACUGGGCCAUAAUUCAGUGGAGGUUGCACAUGAUAGGAGGAUUCUUGGAGUUAUUUAUACCGGUAUGGAGGAGCAUGAGAAGGCAUUGGAGCAGAAUGAGUUAUCACAGAAGGUUUUGAAGAAUUGGGGUCUUAGCUCUGAGUUGCUCCGUGCAGAAAUUGAUGCUGCUAAUAUGCAGAUCGCAUUGGGGAAGUAUGAUGAAGCUAUUAAUACUUUGAAAGGUAUAGUUCCACAGACAGAGAAAGAUAGUGAGAAUCGAGCUCUGGUGUUUAUUUCGAUGGGAAAGGCUCUUUGUAAUCAGGAAAAAUUUGCAGACUCAAAGAGGUGUUUGGAGAUUGCUUGUGGAAUUCUUGACAAGAAAGAGACAAUUUCGCCAAUUGAAGUUGCUGAGGCAUACUCAGAGAUAUCAAUGCAAUAUGAGACUAUGAAUGAGUUUGAGACUGCGAUUUCAUUGUUAAAGAGAACAUUGGCUUUACUUGAGAAGCAACCUCAAGAGCAGCACUCAGAGGGAAGUGUUUCUGCUAGAAUAGGGUGGUUACUCCUGUUGAGAGGUGAGGUGCCUCAAGCAAUUCCUUACUUGGAGAGUGCAGCAGAGAGAUUGAAAGAGAGCUUUGGUUCCAAGCAUUUCGGGGUCGGGUAUAUUUACAACAAUUUGGGGGCCGCAUAUUUGGAAUUGGAUAGACCUCAGUCAGCAGCACAAAUGUUUGCUGUUGCAAAGGACAUCAUGGAUGUCUCUCUUGGUCCUCAUCAUGCAGAUUCAAUUGAAGCUUGCCAGAAUCUUUCUAAGGCAUAUAGUGCAAUGGGAAGCUAUACCCUUGCAAUCGAAUUCCAGCAGCAAGUAAUUGAUGCCUGGGAAGGCCAUGGACCAAGUGCAGAAGAUGAGCUCAGAGAAGCCCAACGUACUCUUAAAGAGUUAAAGACGAAGGCCCGUGGUACAUCCACUAACCAGCUACCUACAAAGGCCUUGCCUUUGCCACAAAAUAGUCUUGCUUCCAGAAAUUCGCAAACCAGUGUUCCUGUUAACCAGACAACCAGCUCAAUACGGUAGACUUAUAGUAUUUUAUGCUUAUGCACUGUAAUCACAAUGUUCCCCCACUUUUUUAUGUUCUUUAAUUCGUAUUAAUACAUGUUUAACUGGUCAUUUAAAGCAGCUAAAUAGAUUCUCUUUCUUUUCCCCUUCGUUGAAAACAACUUUGGAUUUGCCAAUUUGUUGUGUACGGGAAAGCUUAGAUAAUGCUUGUGUUUCAUUUUUUCCUAAGCAGCAAGUUUUCUCUUUAAUCGGACAUG